AUGUCGAGCCCGCUUCUUGCUCUUCCAUCAGAGCUCUUGGAGCACAUCAUGCAUCACGUUGCUGGAGAGAUCAGAUUUCGCACUGGGAGAGAUCCAUCUCGCCUCCGAUCUCUUGUGGCAGUCUCGCAGACCAGCAGACGGCUUCACUCAUCUGUCGAACCAUUUCUGUAUAGGCAAUUCUCGUCGUACUGGUCCCCUAGAAGGGUACGACACUUCUUACGCGCCAUUUGUGAAACCCCGCGACUUAGCAAGCAUUUACAAGUCGACGGUCUGAAAACAAGAGAUGUGCCCGAUAUCCGGCCAGAUCUGGAUGAUUACCAGUUGUAUCGCGAGGCCAUGAAACAAUUUUCAGAGUGGGAGCUUCACGAUGCUCUACUUGAUGCCCUGUCCAGGGGCUGCCUUGACGCCACAGGAAUCCUCGUACUAUUGCUGACUACCAAUAUUCGGCAACUGCGUCUAGAACCCGAUGCUCGUGCAAAAUGUUCCGGUCCACGAAUCUUGGACGGCUUCGUCUCUUUCCUGGCAUGGUCAAGCUCGGUGGGACGUAUGAACUAUAGGAAUUUAAAAGAAAUCUCGGUCGAAGCUAUAACAUGGCGUUCUUCGGGGGGCGACCCGAGCGUUCGACUUCGAUGCGAUUCCAUUCUUCAGCUGAUGCGCCUACCAAGUCUCAGACGUCUUACAGUCGAUGCUGGAGUGGUGUCAACAAGCCUUCUGGCGUCUGAUGUAGGCUUCUCACGUGUGUCACAUCUCUGCCUGCUGAACCGUUACGGCCAUGAUCCUCUCUGGCUUUGUCACUUGGUCAACGCCUGCAGCUCACUGAUCCAGCUCAAACUUGACGGGAUUGAAGACAUACCAUUGUUCAGCGCGACUUUGCAGCGGCAUAGGGAUACACUCGAGGAGCUGUCAGUCGUCUAUGCCGAAUCUUGCACCUUCGAACUGUGUGACAUACAGGCAUUCAAGCGGCUACACCGUCUGGAGCUGCAAAGAUGCCCGCUCUCUAUCACUGAAGAGCAUCCCAUUUGUGACGCUCUUCGACUUCCAACGCUUCCAGCUACACUCAGGCAUCUUGCCAUACAARCCGGCGGGUGUUUGGAUGACGUGCUCGCAUCUGUUGCUCAGAACCUUCAACAGUUUUCAGCGGGGCUGGAGAUCCUCACCGUUUCCUGCACGCUUUUCUCAACUGAAAAUGCAAAGUACCUMGAUCUGAUCCAAGAACUGAAGACUGGGAACGCAAAGGUUCCGUCAAAGCCUGGAAUCGAUUGGAUCAUAUCUAUUCGGGAGGAUUCAUUGGAUCUUGUUUUCCAGUGCCUCAAAGGAAAGAAGACCAUCAGCGAGACCGCCUCUGAUGUCGUUCACGUCGCGAACUCCUCGGGUGUAUCACAUUUGCUGAGUGAGUAUUACGCUGACUGGCCGCCGUACGACUCGGGGAAGUCGGAAACGCUGCGAGAACUCAGGGAGUUGGUUCGAGAACAAUUGGAUCUACUCGUUGAAUAA
This is a messenger RNA of Ramularia collo-cygni, 1494 nucleotides long. RefSeq lists its product as uncharacterized. The transcript has a single exon. NCBI's taxonomy places the organism in Eukaryota, Fungi, Ascomycota, Dothideomycetes, Mycosphaerellales, Mycosphaerellaceae. The record is from RefSeq and is a predicted model, not a curated record. The coding region runs from base 1 to 1494 and encodes 497 amino acids.